Molecule: messenger RNA, 3415 nt
Organism: Chelonus insularis
Lineage: Eukaryota; Metazoa; Arthropoda; Insecta; Hymenoptera; Braconidae
Gene: PGAP1
Product: GPI inositol-deacylase
Exons: 6
Coding region: 454-3276 (940 amino acids)
Biological process (GO): endoplasmic reticulum to Golgi vesicle-mediated transport; GPI anchor metabolic process
Cellular component (GO): endoplasmic reticulum
Molecular function (GO): phosphatidylinositol deacylase activity
Source: RefSeq, a predicted model, not a curated record
UAUUUUUAAUAAGACUUCUUUUAUUAAAAUAGAUUUUUAUUACAAUAAUUUUAUUUACAUUUUUAUGCCAUGAAAUAUAAAUAUCAUGUAUAGAUGGAUUAGUCAUCCCCACCAAAAAUUCAAUAACCUAUCAGCAAGCUUACAUUCAUAGUAGGGGAACCAAGGUAACAGAAUGAGAGUAUACUAGCUUCUUUCAGUAGUUUGACAAUAAAUACAAAUGAGUUCGUUUAGACUGGUAAAAAUUUAUCAGCCAAUCCUAUUAAUUAGUACUAUUUUAAUUAGCUCAUAAGAAUGAUAAUGAAGUUUUUACAAUAAUGAUGGAAGUAAAAAUAAAAUGGAACAGACAUCUGUCGGAUAAAAUUAUUUGAUCAAUGCCAAGCUUAAACAAAUAGAUAUCUUUUGUGGAGAAAAUAGUUAAGAUUAAUUAUAUCUACAGAUCUAUUUUUUCAAAAUAUGGCAAAAGGUUUUGUGGUGAUAACUCUUUUUUUAUCUUUAAUUAGUCUAUUUUCAUUAAUACUUUACAUUCUUGGAGGUGUACGUUAUUUAACUACUCUAGAAUCUCAUACUUGUGAUAUGACAUUCAUGUUUGAAUAUCCCCAAUAUGUGAAAAUAAAACUAAAUCCAGAAAUAGAAAAAAAUUAUCCAAAGUUUGGUUUGUAUGUUUAUGGAGAAGGUUAUAUGGUUGAAAAGUUAAGACGAAUGAAAUUUUCUGGAAUACCUGUUUUAUUUAUUCCUGGAAAUGCUGGUUCACAUGAACAAGUAAGGUCCAUUGCUUCAGUAAGUCUGAGAAUGAGUCUGAAACGAAAAACAUCCUUUCACUUUGAUUACUUCACAGUAUCGUUAGCAAAAGGUCUCUCUGCUCUUUAUGGAGGUGUUUUGGAUGAACAGACACAGUUUGUUAAGUAUUGUAUUCACCAUAUAUUAAAUUUUUAUGGUGGAAAUGUAGAUAAAGUAUUAUUAAUUGGUCAUUCGAUGGGUGGUAUUGUUGCCAAAGCAGCUUUAUUACAAGAUGUGUCUUCGAACACAAGUUUAGCUAAUAUUUUGAUCAACUUGGCUAGUCCUCAUAUUCCAAGUGUUGCGUUUGAUAGAACAUUUGCCAAUUAUUAUCAUCGAGUUAAUGCACAAGCUGAAAAACUGAAACAAAUGGGAACCACUGUUAUUUCUAUUGGUGGAGGUCCACGAGAUAGUCUAGUCACUUCAUCACAAACCAUCGAUCCUCAUGCAGAUUUAAAUGUUCUAUCUUCAGCUAUUCCUAAUGUAUGGAGAUCGCAAGAUCAUUUAUCGAUUUUAUGGUGCAAACAGUUGAUUAUAGUUUUAGUACGUAGUUUAUUCGACUGUGUAGAUACUUCAGGACGAAUUCCUACAAUAAAGUCUGACUCUUCGGCCAAAUUACAAGCAUUGACUUAUCAUCUAUCUAGUCGAUAUUCUGGAAAGAAAUUGCCUCAUUAUGAGAAUAAAUCUCAAUUUCAAUCCAAUGCAAUUGUUAUUCCUGUCACUUCUCCACAGUAUACUUUUUAUGGCAGUAAUUAUAGUGAGAUUUACCAAGGAAAAAGAAAUGAUCGUCCAAUAUAUUUAAUGAUUCCAAUUAAAGAAGAGUUUAUAACUUAUGAUAAUCUUAGUGUGGAUACUAUUGACUUAGAAACUACAGACUGGCUCUUUGCAUGUUCAGAAUUAUCGUCAGAUUCAUUGUGCAAAUGGGGAUGGAAUUUUACAAAUCGCACGAAAUUAUUUCCCGAUCAUUUGUAUCGACUACGAAAAAGUGUUGAUUUAGACCUUAAUACUUCACGUAAUGUUUUUGGAGCAACACACAUAAUAAUAAAAAUUUCAGCAGAAGAUAUGAGUAAAAAAAUACCAGUAUUGAUCCACAUCGAUAUGUAUUCUUUUAAAGAACGAAAAGUACAUAUCGACGAUGAUAGUCCAAGUUGGCUUCCUGUACCAAUUAAUUUUGUGAUUGGGUCGUCGAAAAGCUCAACUGUAACUACUGAACCGGGUAUUCUUCGCUAUUAUUUCAUUACAACAGGUAUUCCGGAUGCAAUAAAUAUUGUAUUACAGUCUAUUGAUGGUGGAGAAUACAUCAAUACAUUCGGAAGUGUUGGUAUUGAAACACGAGAAUUAUGGAAUCCUUCAAAUUCAGUUAUAAGUCAAUAUUCUACUCUUACAGAAGUUGAUGUUGGACGAACAAAUACCAUUCGUUUACAAACUCCAGUUAAUGAUAACUCUUCAUUAUAUACUGUUGCUAUCAGAGUAACUUUAGAUCCUAGAUUUUCAUACAAGAUUUUCUUACGCCGAGCUGGCAUUAUUGAUAGAAUAGUUAUUUUUGUAAGAGAUCGAUGGUUUCGUCUUUAUCCAAUACUUAUAGGUUUACUAUUGCUCAUGAUUACCAUGAGAAUGGAUAACAACAAAUACAAAACUCUAUUAACUUUCGGAGUUACUUCUGUUGUUAGUUUAAUUUCUGGUCUACUGUUUGAAAGCUGCGUAGCCAUUGGACUGUUGAUUGUUUUAGCUAUUGCUACGUGCUGUGCUGUUAUUUUUUCAGGAUCCAUAGUUCAUAAUUUAACAGCUAGAUUUUUGGCAAGAGCAUUGGCUCAUUUUCCAAUCGCUUGGUACGAUUGGUUACUUCGUCAGACUUUGGAUAGCUUACCAAUUUUUAUAAGCUUCAUUUUUAUUGUUUUAAUAUCUGGCAGCUGUGCUGCAAUUAUUAUGUUGUUGUCUGUUGUAUUUUAUUUUUUAAAGUUGACUCGUAUGUAUGAAGAUUAUUUAGAAGAAUUGUUUAUGGCGUCUUUACGUAAUUUUGCUCGUAAAUUCAGAAGAUCAUCAAGUAAACAAUCUAAAAACGACUCACAAAAAAUUACUAAAAGUGAAGACGUAGAUCCAACAACUAAUAUAAUUAAUCACUUAUUAUUAUUUAUUACUUGGUAUCUUACUGCUGCAUCAGCCAUUCCAACAGCUCUUGUUUGGGCGAAAAAUUUUAGUUAUGAAACUCGACUGUCAACAGAAGACACGACUAUGUUUAUCAGUUGGAUUACUUUAACUGGAUGGGCUUCAUUUGGUUAUGUUAAAAUUACUCCAUUCAUAGAAAAUGAUGACAUAAAAAUCCAGUUAAUUUUAGUUGUUGAACGAAUACUUGGUUGGAUUCUACUAUUAAUGGCAGCGACAAAAAAUCCGGCUACUUAUCAGUGGACAAUACCACCAGUGGUAGCAAUUUUUAUCUCUUGUAUUGUAUUUUUAUCUAUUUUCGUUAAAACAUCUGAUACUUCUGAUGAUCAAAAUAGAUAGCAUGAAACAUGAUUAUUCUAACUUGAAAGAAUUUGUACAAAAGCAAAACAGUUAUAGAAAAUUACUAUUUGAUAGUAUUUUUUUUAAUAAAAAUUAGUAAACGUCGUUUUAUUCGCAUAAAAUAAACUAUUUUCAUUUA